GCAUUUUUUCUAUGCGAUGUUUUUGUGCACGUACACCUAUCAGCUAUCGCUGUGUGUGGCACUUUGCACUUGACUCUUCUAGUGCGUAAACUAUAGCGUAUCCAUUUAUACUGCGCCCUGCUCAUGCAUAUAAGCGUAAACAAACCUUGGCUUUUUCGCGCGCACAACAGGGGUUUUCUGUUUCUGAAAAUCGUCUCGGGUUGUUUUCGGUUGGCGAGUUGGAGUUUUAUUGAAUUUUGCUGGGAAUUUCUGGAGGGCUGCGUGUGAAUUGUUAGUUGGUCUGUUGAUCUGGAAGCUGCGGCCUUAAAAUUAGUUCCAUCGUCGAGGCUGCAACCAACCAACCAAGCAUGGCUAAAGAGAUACCUGCUUGGUAUUUCGGGAAGGUGACGAAGGAUGUUGCUCACGAGAGACUUGCCGGUACAAUGUCCGGUACUUUCCUGGUGCGAGACAACGAGACAUCUAGAGGAAGCUACGUCAUCUCCAUGAAUGACAACGGCAUGGUGGUUGAUUACGACAUCCGUAAGACUGGCCGGACGCUCAAGAUCCGUGACCGAGACUUUGCCGACCUCGACGCCCUCAUCGGCUACUACCAGAAAUACCCGCUGGACACCAUCACACUCGACACGCCUUGCUCAAAAGAGGGUAUGCCGUCCCCGCCCAUCUCACCAUCUUGGCACAAAUAGUGACGGCUGGAAGGAAGUCUAUAUAGCCACGUAUAGGAAAGGAAGUUGGAGUUUGAACCUUCGCGUCCGUUUGACCCAGUUGAACUCACCCAGUGUGAAAAAACUGAGAUAAAAAGAAUGACUGUUUGUUCUCUGCUUGUAUACAGACAAAAUGCAUGUGUUGAAACGUCGAUUUCAUGAAGCGUUGGACAGCUCUUUAUUAUUUGUAUUUUUGUUUUAGUAGUACAAUAUUGUUCAAUUCGGUUAUACGUUUGAUUAUACAUGCACUUAGUAAAGAUAGAGCCAGGUCAAUUCCAACUAACUCAAAGCGAAAAGUCCAUCACAAGUCAAUCACAAGUCAUCACAAAUAACGUGAAAUGACACUGGGCUAACUUUCUUAUUCAGCAGUUUACCUAUAGCUUGUUAAUUGGUUCACCUGAGACUGCAUGAUUUGUGAUUGAUUAGUCUAAACGGUCGUGAUUGACUUUUAGAACUUGACUGCAAGUUACAACUCCAAUUGUUAUUUUCCAGAAUUUGUGUUUUUAAAAGUUUAGUUUUCUGAGUUGUUUUCGACAAGACAUGAAUUCAGCAUUUUUAACGCAAGUCUUCUGCUGAAACAAAGGCAGUCGUUUAUGUGUUUUAGCAUACCCACCUUCAAAGUAAAAAAACACGAAUGUGACGAAUGCGAGAUAAAAUGUUAGUGUCAUGGAGGUUAUGUUAAUUGUACUUGUAUUACAAGCAAAGAUAUGCAUAACUUAGAAACAUGAUAUAAUUCUAAACCAUUAUACAGUAGGCUUUUAAAGGGAAUGUACAACAUUUGUUUUUGCUUCAAUU
Messenger RNA from Patiria miniata (bat star), 1496 nucleotides. Its product is annotated as crk-like protein. The transcript has 4 exons. The coding region runs from base 348 to 683 and encodes 111 amino acids. The record is from RefSeq and is a predicted model, not a curated record. Lineage: Eukaryota; Metazoa; Echinodermata; Asteroidea; Valvatida; Asterinidae.